This is a messenger RNA of Ogataea polymorpha, 1776 nucleotides long. RefSeq lists its product as uncharacterized. Lineage: Eukaryota; Fungi; Ascomycota; Pichiomycetes; Pichiales; Pichiaceae. Gene Ontology annotation, molecular function: pyruvate transmembrane transporter activity. The transcript is spliced from 3 exons. Gene Ontology annotation, biological process: pyruvate import into mitochondria. The record is from RefSeq and is a predicted model, not a curated record. Bases 9 to 389 code for a protein of 126 amino acids. Gene Ontology annotation, cellular component: mitochondrial inner membrane.
UGUUUACUAUGGCCACGGCAUUCAGAAGAUUUCUCAAUAGCGAAACGGGACCUAAAACAGUCCAUUUUUGGGCCCCCGUCAUGAAAUGGAGUUUGGUUUUCGCAGGCGCCAAUGACAUGGUGAGACCUGUCGAGAAAGUGUCGGGAAGCCAGCAGCUUGCUCUGUUGGCCACGGGCGCCAUCUGGACGAGAUGGUCGUUUGUAAUUCGCCCGCAAAAUAUGCUGUUGGCAUCCGUUAAUUUCCUGCUUGGUACGGUCGCGGGAUACCAGGUGAUUCGACUAUACAACUGGAGAAGAACGCUGGGAGACUCGCCAGUGGACUCCAUCAAGUACAUCAUCAACGGAACGCCCGAGGCCAGCAGCACUACACCAGCGAAAACAGAAGCUUAACAUUAUAGAUUCCUUAGCCAAGACCAUCCCUACCGUCUACCAGCGUCCAUGAACGAUUCCUGCUUGAGUAGGCCUGUCAAUUCGUCCAAAAUGUGGCUGUUCUGAGAGUUGAACACCUUGAGCCGUGUGAUCAGAUCGUCCUUGGCAAUGUUGGUGUCGACGGCUUCCGGUUGCUCGUUUUCCUCCUCAUUGUCGUCAUCCUCGCGCGGCACUAGGCCUUUGUAAUCGUUCAAUGGAUAGCUGGUCCGGGUCAGUAUCGCCUGCACUUUGUCAACAUCAAAUGCCUUUCCCUUAUCAAUACAUUCCAGCUUGUAUUUUAUAACUCCCCGGAUUCGACACACCGUUACCCAAUCGAGCCAGCCCGUGGCUUCCAGACACUGGUCCUGGAUAUGGGCAUCUUGCAGGAUUUUCCUGACGUCUUUGUCCGCCAUGUCUCCAAUCUGGAACGAAACGGCACACGUAGGGCUCACUCCGUCGUAGAACAGCUGUUUGGGCACUUUACCUAUACCGAGCUGGCUGAUUUCCGACGUAGGGUCCUCAAACUCGGCCUCGUAGCUUGCCAGCGUCGGUGGCACCACGAGCGGUUCCUCGCCCGUCUCCACCAUUCGCUCCAUCUCUGCCAUUGUAAACGACUUGCCGCUCAUUCUGAAUGCUUCCACCUGAUAAUCAACAGCUUCUUUAUGUAGCGUUGGAUCGUAACCCAGCUUAAUGUACGACUGUCUCCAAGGGCCCUUCUUAGUAGUGAAAGCAACAUAGGGCAGUGCAAACCUCAGUUGAGGUCGUAGGCGCGAUGGUAGCAUCCAGCUAAUGUGUCUUCGUAGCCAAAUUGGUUUCAUGUCAAAUAACUUUUUCAGGAUCUCGAUGCAGCGCAGCAGACUGAAGGCUGGCGAAUCCGGCACCAGACGCUCCAAACCGCGUUCCUUCAAGCUUUCCACCUCCUGAACACAUCUGUCAAGCUCUUUUUGGAGUGCUGGAUUGUACGAGGAUGGUACUUUUUCUCCCCAGUCCACGAAUAUAGUGUGGAGCUUGACACUGUCCCGAGUGAGCUCACCGUUCUCGUCAAUUAAGAGGUUUCCGACAUAUCUGUAGUUAUAAGGAAUAUCCACACGCGCAUAUCUGACUAGCGGCGGCAAAUCAAGAUCUUUGUUUUCGAACUUGGACUGCACCUGAUGGUCUUUCUCAAUGUAAUCCGCAAAAAGCUUGAUUUUCUCGAGGUCGGCUUUCCCGACAGAGUCUAAAAACUGGUUUGUGAACGGGGAGUUCUUGUGGACAGUCUGGAAGUCGGCAAGCUGGCGGAAUUUGUAAGUUUUGUUGAGAAUCCCUUCCACGCUGGAGCCAUAGGUAAUGUUAUUUUCCUCGCAUUCUUUUAGCGCAGCCUGCACGUUGU